Messenger RNA from Hyla sarda, 1512 nucleotides. It is a transcript of the gene ING4, whose product is annotated as inhibitor of growth family member 4. NCBI's taxonomy places the organism in Eukaryota, Metazoa, Chordata, Amphibia, Anura, Hylidae. Gene Ontology annotation, cellular component: nucleus. The record is from RefSeq and is a predicted model, not a curated record. The coding region runs from base 238 to 984 and encodes 248 amino acids. The transcript is spliced from 8 exons. Gene Ontology annotation, biological process: regulation of DNA-templated transcription; positive regulation of apoptotic process.
UCACCAUCUAUAGAACAAUAGCUGUACAGCCCUCGGUCUCCGCCAUCAUGGCGCCCACUCCCCCUGUACCGGGGACAGAGCCCGGGCCCGCCGCCGUGCCUCUAGUGUCCGCAGCGCUCUAGGUACCAAACAAAGGAUGAAGGGGUUUUUAUGUUGUGACCCCGACAAGAUGGCGACGCGAAGAGCGGCAUAGGUUCUCAAAUCUGCUCGGCGGAAGUUGGCUCUUUGUCGCUCAAGAUGGCGGCUGGCAUGUACCUGGAGCAUUAUUUAGACAGCAUAGAAAAUUUGCCAUUUGAGCUCCAGAGGAACUUCCAGCUGAUGAGGGAUCUGGAUCAGAGAACAGAAGAUCUGAAAUGUCACAUAGAUCGUCUGUCCUGUCAGUAUAUGAGCAGCGCCCGGACCAUGAGCUCCGAGGAGAAGCUUCAGCUCCUCAGACAAGUGCAGGAGGCCUACAGUAAAUGCAAGGAGUAUGGAGACGAUAAAGUGCAGCUGGCCAUGCAGACGUACGAAAUGGUAGACAAACACAUCCGCAGGCUGGACACGGACCUCGCUCGCUUUGAAGCUGAUUUGAAAGAGAAGCACAUAGAAUCCAGCGACUAUGACAGCUGCUCAAGCAAAGGCAAAAAGAAGGGUAGAGGUCAGAAGGAGAAGAAAGCCCCUAAGGUCAGAUCAAAGGUGAAGAAUUCCGAUGACGAGACAACAAAGAGCGGACAGAAGAAGAUCAAAUUGGUUCAGACGGCAGAAUAUGGCACUCCUGCUAGUAAUUUUGGGAAAGUGCACCCUUCUGAUGUUCUGGAUAUGCCUGUGGACCCCAAUGAACCCACAUACUGCCUGUGCCACCAGGUGUCCUAUGGAGAGAUGAUCGGCUGUGACAAUCCAGAUUGCUCGAUCGAAUGGUUCCACUUCGCCUGUGUUGGCCUUGCUACAAAACCUCGUGGAAAAUGGUACUGCCCACGCUGCUCUCAGGAGAGAAAGAAGAAAUAAAGUGCCCUGCGGAGGUCCCCUGUGGGGAGAGGGCAGCGAGUAUAAGGGAGUCGGUGCUACCUGAUGCAAUUUUUGUAUCCUAGGAGGACAGUUACACUUGUCAAUGACAGUAUUAGACGUUCCCUCCGGGUGCUGUUGUAUUGUUUUGGAGGGAAACUUCUCAUCGUGACAGAAUUAGUCAUAUGACAAGCCGAUUCACCAGAGCACCCGUAAGCUCUGCCUUGGCCUUGUCAUUUUGCACCUGUCCCUCCUCCCAUCUAUGGCUCCCAGAUAUCUACUUCACCCCUUAAAGGGGUUAUCCAGGAAUUGAAAAACAGAGCUGAUUUCUUAAAAAAAAAAAAAAAAUAUACAGCACAACUUCUGUUCUCUGGCCAUGUCUGGUAUUGCAACUCAGUUCCAUUGAAAUUAAUAGUCAAGUUGUAGUACCACACGCAACCUGAAGACAGGGGUUGUGCUGUUUUUACAGGAAAUUCACUUUGGUUUUUCUAUUCCCAAAUAAUCCCUUCAACUUCAUUACCUACACCAGUG